AGCGCCCCCACCCAACCGUCUCUGUCUCCCCUUCAGGUCGGGCGGCAUCAUCCCCACAGUGGCCCAGGAGCUCCACAGAGCAAACAUCCAGCGCGUGGUCCAGGAGGCCCUGCAGCGGAGCGGCGUGGCUCCGGCGCAGCUCGCCGCCGUGGCCGCCACCGUGAAGCCCGGUCUGGCCCUGAGCCUCGGCGUGGGCCUGCGGUUCAGCCAGGCGUUCGUCAGGCAGCACAACAAGCCGUUCAUCCCCGUCCACCACAUGGAGGCCCACGCCCUGACCGUCAGGAUGCUCCACGCCGUCAGCUUCCCCUUCCUGGUGCUGCUGGUGUCCGGGGGCCACGCCCUCCUGGCCGUGGCGCGAGGCGUGGAUGACUUCCUGCUCCUGGGACGCACGCUGGACGAAGCUCCGGGAGACACGCUGGACAAGGUGGCCAGACGUCUGUCCCUCAGGAAGCACCCCCGCUGCUCCACGCUGAGUGGCGGCGAGGCCAUAGAGCUGCUGGCCAAGGACGGAGACAGAAGGAGGUUUGGCUUCAGGACACCGAUGGGACAAACUCCAGACUGCUGCUUCUCCUUCGCCGGACUGCGGAACCAGAUCACCAUGGCGAUCCAGAAGCAGGAGGAGGAGGAAGGCGUACAGGAAGGAACCCUGCUGUCCAGCGUGAAUGACAUCGCAGCGGCGGCUCAGCACACCAUCGCCAUGCAUCUGGCGAAGCGGACCCACCGGGCCGCCCUGUUCUGCAGAACCAACCGCCUGCUGCCUCCUGAUGAACCGACGCUGGUGAGCCGCGGUGUUUCAGCUUCCUGGACACGAUGGAAUCAAUUCACUUUUAAAGGACUUUCAGAAUAUG
Messenger RNA from Cyprinodon variegatus (sheepshead minnow), 848 nucleotides. It is a transcript of the gene osgepl1, whose product is annotated as O-sialoglycoprotein endopeptidase-like 1. Lineage: Eukaryota; Metazoa; Chordata; Actinopteri; Cyprinodontiformes; Cyprinodontidae. The annotation marks the transcript as partial. The transcript is spliced from 3 exons. Gene Ontology annotation, cellular component: mitochondrion. The record is from RefSeq and is a predicted model, not a curated record.